AUGGACAGCAACCAGCACACAGCCGGCGCCAUCCGCGUGCUGGAGCUAGGCAGGCAAAUGUUUAUGAAUGAAGCUACUCGCGGCGACGACAAUACACUGUGGGACACAAUGGGAGCCUGUAUCCGAGGACUGACCCGCCGAUUUGCUUCCCGGUCAGGAGGUGACGACAGGCCCAUGGAAGCCACCGUGGCGGAGUUGCAUAACAUCUGGUUCAUGUUCACUCUGGCUGCCUCCAAUAUCGACGCAGAUCAUCCGGCACAGGACCGCCUCACCAGGACCAUCCUCUGGGCACGGGAGACUGGCGUCUUGACUGCUACCAAAGGUGCUGCGACGGAAGCGAUCACCACCUCUGAUGGACGGAUCUGGGUGGAUCUACCCUUUCUCGUCGACGACGUCCGCACUGCCUGGGAGAAGGCGAUGAUUUCGACAGAGGACGGGGCUGCAGCCAAGGCCCGCAACCUAGCCGCAGGUAUCGCUCGCCUUGCCGGGCUUGGGCUUCGCAACGAUGCAUUCACAGCUUGCGGGCUGGACAUAAUCGAACGAUCACUAGAAAAGGAGCCAUCCGGGCCAUUCACUCCUCUUCAGCUCCUUGCCAUGGUCGAAGUCUGGUUACGCUACGCGGGGGACAAGCUCUUUACUCUCACUAGUGAGCAUCAUACUUUUGGUACGCGCUGGGACGGGACUGAGACUGGGGCCUCCGUGACUGAAGCUGAGGAUGAUGAUGCGAGAAUAAAUGUUCUCACCAGGGCAAGAGUUUUAACCUGGGACCGGCGGCUCCUAGAAUUAAAAUCCAACGAUGAUGCAGAUGUUUCUGCUGCUGCUGAGCGUUGUCGACACAUGAUGCAGUGGUGCUGCCUCUGUCUGUACGGAAAGGGGAUCGAACCAUGGGUAGAGGAUGAAAUCCCCGAGCCUUGA
Messenger RNA from Pestalotiopsis fici W106-1, 915 nucleotides. RefSeq lists its product as uncharacterized. The record is from RefSeq and is a predicted model, not a curated record. Bases 1 to 915 code for a protein of 304 amino acids. NCBI's taxonomy places the organism in Eukaryota, Fungi, Ascomycota, Sordariomycetes, Amphisphaeriales, Sporocadaceae. The transcript has a single exon.